Messenger RNA from Carica papaya (papaya), 2170 nucleotides. Lineage: Eukaryota; Viridiplantae; Streptophyta; Magnoliopsida; Brassicales; Caricaceae. The record is from RefSeq and is a predicted model, not a curated record.
AAAUUUGAUGGCUGUGGGCCACACCGCCGAUCUUCCAAUUGUAUGCUGCCUUCCCUUGUGCUUUGUGUGCAGACGUGUUCGAAUUAGACAGUUCCUUAAGUUGGCUGGCCAGAAUUUCAAACAUCAUCCAAUUCUGUUCACAAUCUUCCUGUUUUGGGAGCAUGGUUGCUUGCUUUCGAUAUGCUUCAAUUGAUGUUCAUUCAGUUUAUCUUCCACCACCAAAACUUGAAUUCAACUAUGAUCAUCAGGAAUGGAUACAGAAAGAAGUAACUGAGGUCCAUGACAGAGCCAAAGUCCUCUUUACAGAAGUACAUAAUGCUCUGCAGCAGAUUUCAGAAAAAACAUUAGGUUCAAGGUCACAGGACAUUGGCACAAAAGCUGCUGAUCUAAGACUUCACAUUUCAGAACUGGAAGCCAUGCUAGAAAAGGACAAAGAAGAAUUUGAGGAAUCUAUUCGACAAACUUUAAAUCGGGAAGUGAAGGUUAGGCAACCUUCAAUUGAUAUUCUUGAGAUCAAUAAACUGAGGAGGCAGAUUCUCUUCCAUUCUUAUGUUUGGGACCAACGUCUCAUACAUGCAGCGGGUUUAAUUUACACAAAGCUCCAGGAAGGUUUGAGCAAUUCCAUCCCAAAGCUUAAAGGAUCUGUCAGUUCCAUGGAGAAGCUUGUUGAUACAAAUAUCAACUCCAAGCCGAGUAAAGGUUUCAGUAGUUGUGAUUCCUUUCUUCAGGAGGCUAGGCCAGAUCCAGACCUUAAUCAAGGAAGAAAUAUUUGUGACGUCAAUGAAUCAAUUAAAGUUCCUGCCGAAAAGGAUGACCAGGAAUUGAAUCAUAGGAAGGAGGCUGAGCUUGGUCUUUCACCUGCUACAAAUAGCAAUGAUAAAUUUGAUACUCUGGAAUCUGGAAAAGUUGUAAGAAGAGCUCUAUCGGAGGGUGAAUUUCCAGUUUUGUCUAAUUUAUCUGAUACUCUUGAUGCAGCAUGGACUGGUGAAAGUCAUCCAGCAAACUUAACAGCUAGAGAGAAUGGCUACUCUCCUUCUGAUUCAAUGCCACUGGAGACACCGAGUGUGGUAAAUUCUGUAAAAGCAAAUCUAGAGCUGGAGCAUUGUACAAUUGACCAAGGUGGAACUGAGGUGGCUUCUUCUUCCACAUCUGUUUCAUCUAACAAGGGGCCUGACGAUCCAGAAAACUCGACGAGGAUGGCUAUACCUUUUUCAAAUUUCACCACUUCAUUCAGCAGAAAUUCUUUAUUCAGUGCUCAAAAGCUGGGUAUUAGUGAGUAUAAUCCGGUUUAUGUUCCAUCAUUUAGGGAGUUGGAACAGCAAAGUGGAGCUCGGCUUCUUCUGCCUGUUGGGGUUGAUGACACCAUCGUGCCUGUUUAUGAUGAUGAACCAACAAGUAUUAUAGCCUAUGCACUAAUCUCAUCAGAUUAUUAUGUCCAGAUGUCUGAGUCCGAGAAGCCAAAAGAUGCUGUUGAUUCUGCAGCUUCAUUAUCACUUCUUGAUUCGGUGAAUCUACUCUCACUUAAUUCUUUUGAUGAUGCAUCUUCUGAUACAUAUAGAAGUCUUGGCUCGUCAGAUGAGACCAUCUUAUCUACAUCUGGGUCCCGUGGUUCCCAGGUUUUAGACCCACUGUUAUAUACAAAAGAUUUGCAUGCAAGAGUUUCUUUUACUGAUGAUUGCCCUCUUGGAAAGGUAAAGUAUACAGUUACUUGUUACUAUGCCAAGCGAUUUGAGGCCUUAAGGAGGAUCUGUUGCCCUUCUGAGUUAGAUUUCAUUCGCUCUCUUAGUCGUUGUAAGAAAUGGGGUGCCCAGGGUGGCAAGAGCAAUGUAUUCUUUGCAAAAACUUUGGAUGAUCGAUUUAUCAUCAAGCAAGUAACCAAGACAGAGCUGGAGUCUUUUAUCAAGUUUGGUCCAGCUUAUUUCAAGUAUUUGUCUGAAUCAAUUAGUACUAAAAGCCCUACUUGCCUUGCAAAGAUCUUGGGUAUCUAUCAGGUUUCAUCGAAGCACCUCAAAGGAGGGAAGGAAUCGAAAAUGGAUGUUUUGGUAAUGGAGAAUCUUCUAUUUAAGCGUAAUGUUACAAGACUUUAUGACCUUAAAGGCUCUUCUCGGUCAAGGUAUAAUCCAGAUACAAGUGGAAGCAAUAAGGUUCUGCUGGAUCAGAAUUGAUGAAG